Pecten maximus is the source of this 631-nucleotide messenger RNA. RefSeq names its product helicase SWR1-like. The record is from RefSeq and is a predicted model, not a curated record. Lineage: Eukaryota; Metazoa; Mollusca; Bivalvia; Pectinida; Pectinidae. The transcript has 3 exons. Bases 317 to 631 code for a protein of 104 amino acids.
GUCACAGCAUCGAUAUUCGUUAAACAUUAUCUAAACGCUUUAACUUGGAGGAAACUGGUGAUGCUAGGUACUACAAUGGAAUCGGAUGGUAUAUAGUGUCAUUUCCUUUUCAUUUCUAGUGGUGUUAAACAAAAAGUGACGAAAAGAAAAAGAAUGUUUGGCUUCACGUUUCGGUACUGGAACUCUUCACUGGCGAAAACAGUUUUAGUUGAUAUGAUGGGCACUUCCUGUUUAUUGUUACUGGCGGGAAACUGAAGUCGGUAAGACAUCGGAGCCUUGGAACCAAAGGAGCACCGGACAGAAAAAAACCAGCAAAAUGCAACGAUCGAUUACGGCAUUUUUUGCAUCACCAAAGGUGAAAAACAAGGAAGAAGAAAAAACUGUAGAGCAGAAAAAGGACUCUAAAAAAAAUGUGCCAAAGAAAUCUCCCCUGAAGCCUAAAAAUUCAUCUCCACCUAAAAAGGACUUAGAUUCUCCUGUCAAAGUCCCCAACAAAAAGAAAAGUCGAGCUCGAAUUAUAGAGAGUGAUGAUGAUGAAGAGGAGGAAGAAAAUACUAAGGAGCCAGUAGCCAUGGAAACAGAGGAAAUGGAUCAAACAGAAGAUGUGAAGGUGUCCGACUCGUUAUAUUGA